Messenger RNA from Synchytrium microbalum, 1002 nucleotides. RefSeq lists its product as uncharacterized. Lineage: Eukaryota; Fungi; Chytridiomycota; Chytridiomycetes; Synchytriales; Synchytriaceae. Gene Ontology annotation, biological process: magnesium ion transport. The transcript is spliced from 6 exons. Gene Ontology annotation, molecular function: magnesium ion transmembrane transporter activity. Bases 1 to 1002 code for a protein of 333 amino acids. The record is from RefSeq and is a predicted model, not a curated record. Gene Ontology annotation, cellular component: membrane.
AUGUCGAAUUUUGUAUUGGGUGUCUUGGCAGCCACUUUAGGGAACGUAUGCAUUGGAAGUGGACAAGUACUCCAAAAAUAUGCACUGAAUAAGCUAGAUGCUGAAACAUCAAAUCUACCAACUUCAAUCAAGAGACCUCGUCGUAAACAGUCGUCGCCAUCGACAUCAUCAACAAGUGAUGAAGGUGUGGUGAAGAGAACGAGGUUUGGAUCUCCAUUGUGGUGGGCUGGAAUGGCACUGUGCUAUUUUGGUGAAGCUGCUGGAAAUAUGACUGCCUUGUCAUUAAUCAGUGCUUCUAUUGUCACUCCACUCGGAUGCAUCGCAGUAAUCGUAAAUGCCCUACUCGGCAAAUACGUUCUCGGCGAACAAAUCACAAGUCGUCAACGCUCUGGAUACAUACUCGUCAUCCUCGGUGUCUUUUUUAUCCUCAUAGCGUCUCCUAAAACCUCAAAGUCCUUGGGUGAAACGAUACCUGAGGUGCUUGCUCAAGUGAACUCUCUGAGAUUUACUAUCGCUUUCGGAGCGUUGUGUCUGGUAUCUGCGACCGUAAUUUAUGGUAUUCUGGUGGUUAAGAAGGAGACGCUUGGAGGGUUUGUUGCUGUUUCAAGUAUGUUUGGAUGUUGUGUCGUUAAUACGAGCAAGAUAUUGAGUACUCUUAUUCGAGUUAGCGCCAAUAGUGAUGCCAAAGCUAUUGAAGAUGCAACCGUAUCUGUCAUUUCACUGGUACUGAUAUUGGUGGGAAGCAUAGUCGUUCAGGAGGUAUUCAAACAACAGGCCAUGACCAAAUUCAAUGUCAGUGUCUUCUUUCCGAAUUUCUUCUCGGCAUUCAACGCUCUCGUCGGUUUUACAAGUAUAAUACUGUUUCGAGAAGCCGAGACCACCGCCGCAGCAGCACGAUUCCUCUUCAUCUUUUCAUGCGCUCUUGGGAUUGUUUAUAUUGGGUCUGAUCGUCUUCAAGUCACUGAAGAUCCUAGAGGGAAAUUGGAGGAGCGUGUUGAUUGA